Messenger RNA from Prorocentrum cordatum, 1425 nucleotides. Lineage: Eukaryota; Dinophyceae; Prorocentrales; Prorocentraceae. The record is from the annotation of a GenBank genome assembly.
AUGCCGCCUCUGCUGCGGCUGCUGCGAUGCUGGGUAGCCAUCGCAAGCUGCAUCCAGGCGUUCGCUGCCAGCGACCUGCCCCGGGGAGGGCGCAGGCGGGGCUGGCGGCUGCAUGCGGACGCAGCCCACAGUUUUCAGCCUGAGAUCUCGCGGGACGUGCGCUCGGUGCUGGAGGCGUUGCGGCGCGACCGAGACGACGCGAGAGCAGCUCCUCGGCCCGCCGUCCCGAGAGCGCUUCCAUGGAUCGCGUACGUCAGCCCCAGGUUCGUGUUGGUCUCCGUGCACCUGGGCAGCCUCGUGGGCCACCGAGGAUGGGCGACAACCGGCGCCGCGAUCCCGCACAUCAACGCGCACCUCUCCGGACAGUUGCGCGGUGAAGUGCCGGAGGAGUGGCUUCAGGCGAACCGUCGCACGCACUGCCGCGUGUGCGGGCUCUGCGUCUCAACCCUCCGUGGCGGCAUCCAUCCGACGUGCCGCCCGCUCGAGCGACAGCAGGCUCGGGCGCAGCCGCCAGGGGCACCGCCUGCGCAGGCCGCACCCCCAGGCAUGCCCACCCUGGCGGAGAUCCGCAGCCGCGCGGUGCCGACGCUGAAGCACGUGCCCAAGGAGUGCCGUGGGGCAUGGGCUCCGGCGCUGACCCGGUGCCUCGCGCAGGUUGUCCACACCAACUCCGUGGAAGCGUGGACGGAGCUGCAAAUGCUCACCAAGUGCUUGCUCGCCGCCCCGCCGCGGCGCGGACGAGCACACGCCCGGGCAGUUGCCGCUUUCACAGCCGACCGCUUGGCUCGGUGGGAGCACGGCGAGCGCGCCGAACUCUGGGCAGACCUCGCCGAGCCGCAGAGGUGGAAACUUGACAAUUCGACGGAAGCCAGGCAGCGGAGGGCAGACGCCUUGGCCCGCGAAGGGCUGGACAGGAAGGCUGUGGCAGCUCUGAUGUCCGAGCCGCUGGUGGACCCGACCGCAGAGGCCCGCCGCAAGCUGGAGGCGCUCCACCCGACUGAACCGCCACCCCCGCCUGGGCCGCCAGCCGGCCUACCGCCGGCCCUCCGCCUGACCAGUGACCAAGUGGCCGAGGCCCUCAAGUCGUUCCCAGAAGGCAGCGGCGCCGGGCCGUCAGCUCUCCGGGCGCAGCACCUGCGCGACGCCCUCACACGGGCGCACGGUUCUACCUUGACGGAGCUCCUGACAGAAGUGGUGCAAAUGCUGGCCGACGGCCGGGCGCCUGGGCAGAGCGAGCUGAUCGUCCCAUCGGGGACGCUGUCAGCAGAGCCGGCGGCGCGCUUCCCGCCGGCGCUCCUGCGCGACGAGGAGACUGGCGAGAGCAGGGUAAAUUGGUCUGGCGAUUUCGAGCUCCUGGGGGCCCCGAUUGGCGGGCUGCUGCUGCCGGAGUCGCCACGCAAGCUGCGUCCGAACUACCUGUUUUGA